UAUAUGGAUAUGGUGGUAUAUGACCAACAAUUUCGAAUUUCGUUUAAUUAGACUGGCGCUUGUAAUUAAUCGGACAGCAAAAAUAAUUAUUUUGGAAAUUGUCCGGGUACAGAUUUUUAUAGAGCACGAAGUGUCCGGAAUAAUUAGAACAAGCAAGCAGCUGCCGAGCUAGCUAAGUUUAAUAGAACAGGGUACGACUGAAUAGUUGCACUAGCUAUCUAAAACUAGCUACUCAAAGCUAUCUAACUGCAGCACUCUAAGUCUAAGUUACUUGUCGUCUAUGAAUGGUAACUCAACUUUUCAAGGGGUGUGCUGGUGCAGAAGACUACCUAUCUGAUGACGAGGAUAGCAACGACCAUCCCAAUAAUACUGCAGCUGCCUAUGUCACUACUACCAAGAUGUGGCGUCGUAAAACUGCCCUGAGGGUGUACUUCAUGGACGAGCAGAUCCUCAAUAGUUGGAGUGUAGAUCGGGCAACAAUGAAUGUUGACAACAUCCUUGGCUGGGCAGCGGAGUGGAAUACACAGCUUGCGCCUAACAUACCAAAGUUCAUCAAGGAAGAUGUGAUCGAGAUGUCUGACAUCAGGGUCUCUUUUGGAAGAGGUGCAGGUUGCUGGUCGAAGGUGGGGACUGAUGCCAAGAAUGUGCCUGGAACAGCUCCUACAAUGAACCUCACUCUGAAGAACUUCCCACCCGAUUUUCAACGCUACCUAGUCAUCCAUGAGUUUGGGCAUGUUCUUGGCUUGCAGCACGAGCAUCAACGCUCAGACUUCUGGAUAGCAGGCUCUAAGUAUCUUGAUGUCAAGAAAAUGGAGAGAGACCAUCGAAUGAAGUUUACUGAUUUUGUGGUUGAUAUCUUACAGCUUUCGUACAAAGGUGACAUGUCCACAUAUGAUCCUGACAGCAUCAUGCAUUACUGGUUUGAUGUACGUUGGCUCAAGGACAAGUAUGAAAAGUAUCAGAAUCGAUCUCAUGUUCAGCAGUGCAAAAAGUUGACUGAAAAGCAACGGAAAUUCCUUCUAGGGAUUCACAGUAAUAAUGGCUCCAGCUUUUCCCAGCGUCCUUCCCAGACUGAUCUCUUAUUUUUGCAGAAGUGCUACAGUAGCCGGGACUUUCCAGAUAAUGACUCAGGUUCAUUUCGGCCAUCUUUGCAGGGGCCUACCAGUUCUCAAACACCGAAAGAUUGCACUGAAUGCUCUCCCGAUCAGAUUCAGCAUAUCCAGCUGGUGAGGAAGCAGCUGAAGUACGUACAUAAGAUUCGAAACAUUGACAAGGACUCUGUUAAUACAGUCUCACAAGGAGCCCUCUUAGACUACAUCGAAAAUUACACCAAAGGUUGUAGCCCAGACUUCAAUCACUUGAAAUCACACCUUGAGAGCCUUCAGCUACACGAAGGUCUUGUCUCUGAUUCCUGUGUACUGGAGUUGGCAUUGAAGCACGUAGAUGACAAAAAAGACGAAAAAAAUGGCAAAGAACCCCUGUUUUGCAAAGACGUGGUAUAUCAUGCCAGUCUUUGUUGUUUGGCUGUCAACACCUGUGACAGUAUGUCUUCUCUUCAGAUGUUUUUGAGUGACAAAAAACGUAUAAGUGGCCACUGCUUUCAGGAGGUUUCCCUAUCUUACAGCGAACAAGAGCGUUACCUUAUAGCACGGCAAGGAGAGUCAACUUACUAUGUUGCACUUCAGGGCGUCUCGGACGUUCGAGAAUGGUUGAUAUAUCGUUCUUUCAAAGAAGGAAUUGCCGCUCAAAUCAACAGCUUUCCUGUCCAAUUCAUUGUGGAUCUGCUUGCUGGCAAAAUGAACCGAGUCGUUUUGACUGGGUUCUCUUUUGGUGGUCUGUUGGCUUCGUCCAUCACAGCAAAAGUGUGGCAGUCUCCCUCUUUAGGAUGGAAGCACAUGCAGGAGUCUCUAGUUUGUAUUUCAUUUGCUCAACCUCACCUACCUGUUCCUGAGUUAGACAUCAUUGCACAGGAAUCCCCAUUGAUAGCACGUUCCAUGCAUCUGAUAUACUACGAGCAGGACAAGAUUCCUCUUGUCAUCUCAUUGUUUGAUCAAAAAUGCAGUGCUUUCCUGGUGGAAACACGCACAAGUGAGCCAGGCCUUAAGUUGUUACUGCACAAAGAGCCAGGCACAGCUUUUGAAGACCCACUGACCCAGAAGCUUAUAAGGCAGCUUGGAACUCUAAUGAACACUCGCCAGGAAAUCAAGAGAUCGCUAUCUGAAGAACUGGAGAAGUCUCUGACUGUAAUCUCUCCCAUGGCUACUCAGAUGCGUAAUGCCGAUUCAAACCACUUCACCCACUACUCAUUGUGCACGGAUCGCACCGAGAGGGGUCUUACUUUUAAUAAGAUUUCUAAGCAGGAGGUUCGCACUUGUUUCACUGUCGAAGAUGUUGAUGCCCUCCUCCGUAAUCAUAGCAAGCACUCCAUGAUGGUGUACGCUGACAAGCUGGCCAGAGGUUAUUUGAACAAGUCAUCUGAUUACACUAUUCCAGACAACCAUAUCAUACCCAAGUCUGUCCGUAAACUGCAGCCUGUUCUCACUGAAGUGCAAGUAGCCGAGUGCUCUUCAAAUUUGUGUCUCACCUUAUUUGGAGACAACCUCUGGUUCUGCAAAAUGUUUGAGAUUGAGGGAAUUGAGUUCCCAGUUUUAGUGUCUGCUAACUCUCAAUCUAGCAUUCAAUCCAGUCUCUCCGAUAUGGACAGUAGUGUGUUGGGUGAUAUCUCUAAUGGAGAUCCUUUAAGCGUCACUCUCCAUUCUCAUUUUGGGGAGCCUCUGGUUGUUCAAUCAAUUCUACACAAAAAGGAAUAUGCUAAAACAGCCAGACAGCGUCAUGUUGAAGCACUCAAGCCAUCAGAGCUAAUUGAGUUGACAUAUCUCAGUGCGUUACUAGAACGGCAACCACACGGACAUUUUGCUGAUACAACUUCUUUUAAGGCCACGACUAUUCGGAAAUUUAUUGACAAUGCACAAAAGUCUGUCCCUUUAGAGAGCAUAGGUAUGUGUUGUACAUCCGAAAACAAUGUGGUAUCUGAAACAUGUGCUAAAGUAAUUUUAACGCACGCUGACAACCUACCAUUCUCGUUGCCUCUCUGUGAAUUGGCUGAACGCACUCUCUCAAGAGUUCGUGUAAGCGAUGGAGGGUCUAAUUCCCCAGAUGGAACAGUUGAGAUGAUUAGUGCAUUGACUGAAAAUACGUGCUAUACUAGUAUUGACUUUCUGUACCCACAAUGUUUUCCGACAUCUCCUUACGCAGAGCUGGUGAGAGUUAGAAGUGAACUCGAGUCUCGAGUAAAAAAUGACCCUGCCCAUCCUGAUGACGCAACGUUUGAUGAUGUAUCCACCGUUUUGUCAGAUAUCAAAGAUCUUAGGCAUUCAACAUUAGCUAUCUCUGUGACCCUUCUUGGAAAGUACUUUGAGUGUCAAAAGAUCUUAGUUCAGCAUGGAGCCUUACUGAAGCUACAUGAUCUUACAGCUGAUAGAAGGACUGAGUUGCUUCAGAAAGGAGAUGUAGAAUCCAACCAGAUGGAGUCGAGUUUGAUCACACCACUCAAAGAUCAACCAUAUGCUGCUGAGAUUGGCUACUCAUUUUUGCUCGAAAGUCGACUUGCAAAGCUUUGUAAAGAGCUGAGAAUCACUCAAAACUACCCGCUUGACACUCUGAUACAAAGCUGGAAAAAUAAGUUCAAAGGCUACCCAUUAUCACUUAUCGUUGAGUCUAGCAUCCCAGUAGUUGCUCGCUGGUUGAAAUGGUGCUUGAUGGUCAACAAUUUGAGAACGGAGGUGUGUAAAAAGUUUCCUCCUGCAAUUGGGGUGGUUGGCCUUAUCAACUCCGGUAAAACAAAGCUUGUUCACUCCCUUUUUGGAAUACAGGUAUCAUCCGGAACUAACGAAAACACACGGACCACUAUUCCCUUUGUGUACAACUUAAAUGAUACCGUUGGCAAUGUGGACAUUGUGGACUUUCCUGGUGUUAAUGAUGUUGACAAGAGCGUUUUCGAUGUGGGAAAUUUAAUUCUUACACUAGCCCAAGUCAUAAUUUUUGUUGUGGAUUACAGGGACGUAGCAUCAGAAGCAUCAAAAUCUUGGCUGGAUACACUCAGGUUGAAGGAUGUGCCAAUGCUUGUCUGCCUCACUUAUGCUGACAAGUUCUAUGCUGAGCAAAUGGGCAACGAUGGUGAACACCCUGAAGAGUCAAAAAUUAAACUAGCCUUGCAGAGACAGUUAAAGACCAUCAGGUACAGAGUAAAAAUACCUGGAUGUCUGGAUGUCAAAUUCUGCACCUUUAGCCAAGACAAAGAUUCUAUUUUCAACAAUGAAAAGGAACGUGAAAGGCUGCGUGAUGUUGGUAUCAGUACGCCAAAAGAUGUAGGGCACUGGAUAGCACGAACAUUUGAACACCGGCUGGAAAACAAGACCCUUGCAUUAAACAUUAGGACCUAUUUAGAUCAACAUAAAGGACUUUUUUAGAACUGUUCUCUAGAGUAUAAUUUUAUACUAAAACCAAGUCAAAUGCAUAAAAAUUAAUUAUUGUUGUAUUUAUGA
Halichondria panicea is the source of this 4544-nucleotide messenger RNA. RefSeq lists its product as uncharacterized. NCBI's taxonomy places the organism in Eukaryota, Metazoa, Porifera, Demospongiae, Suberitida, Halichondriidae. The coding region runs from base 285 to 4469 and encodes 1394 amino acids. Gene Ontology annotation, molecular function: metalloendopeptidase activity; GTP binding. The record is from RefSeq and is a predicted model, not a curated record. Gene Ontology annotation, biological process: proteolysis. The transcript is spliced from 15 exons.